AUGAACUAAAAAUAGCAAAGUGAGCAAAAAAGUAGUAAAAAAACUACAUUUUAAUAAUUCGAACAAACCGAUAAUGAUGAUAAAAAAAAUAUAUAUGAAGACAUAAAUAAUCAAUAUAAAUAAUUAUAUUUAGAAAGAUAAAAAUAAAAAUUAUAAGAAAAGCCAUAAGAAAACCAAUAAGAAUAGAUAUAAGAUAAAGUUAAAGAAAAUCCAUAAAAUAACUAAGUAAAAAGUCCUUUUAAUUUUGAAUUUAAAGAAUAAAAAAGUUAAUUUUAUAUAAAUGGCUUAUGUUAGUACCCAAAAGAAGAAAGAACUCCAUAUAUGAUAAAUUUUAAUGAAAUAUUUUCUAAGAACCCAUUCUAUUAAUUUUUUAAUUAAACUCCUCAAAGGCAAGAAAUAUAAUCUAUUUUUAUGACAACAUACGGAUUUGAAAGCCAAUUAUUAAAACCUAUAAUAGAGUCUGGAAAAUAUGUAAAAAAAAAAAAAAAAAAAUUGAAAAAAAAUAAAUGUACAUUACAUAUAUAGUUUGUUCUUGCAAACGAUAAAAGCUCAGAAGAAAAAAACUUAAAAAAUAUAAUUUAUGAAUAUGAAGGUUUUAAAAACUGGACUUUAAUUCAUCCUCCAAAAGAUGCUAGUGUAAGUUGGGGAGGUGCUUUUCAUCCAAAAUUAUGGUUGAUAAAAUUUAACGAAUUUUUAAGAGUAGUUGUUGGAAGUGGUAAUUUACAUAUUUGUGAUUGGUCUGUAUGGAGUAAUUGUUUAUGGUAUUAAGAUUUUCCUUUGAAAAAAUAAUAAAAUGCUUAAAAAGAAAAAAAUCAAUAAUAAUGGGAUUUCGAAGGGGAUUUUUCAAAUACUUUAAUUGAUAUUGUGAAUAGAAUGAUGCCUGAUAAUGUUAAAUAUUAGAAUUUGCUUAAAAUUGAUUUAGAAGAGUAUGAUUAUAGUGAAGUUAAAAUUAUUUUAUUGAGUAAUGUACCUGGAAGGCAUUUAAAUAUUUAAAAACAUGGGCUUGGAAAAUUAAAUGCAAUUAUAAAUGCUUUUGGAUAGUAAAAUAAAUAAAAAAUUAUUACUUAUGAGAGUUCUACUUUGGGAAACAUAGAUAAUAAAUUUUUAAACGAAUUUUAUAAAAGUGUAAAUUUGGCUUCAUGUGAUUUUCAAAAAAAUAGUAAAGAAAACAUAAAGGAUAUUUAGAAUUAAUUUAAAGUUAUUUUCCCAACUAAAAAGUAUAUAUGUCAAGAUACUUUGUAUGGCAUUGAAUAUGCUAGCCCUGUUAUUUUAAAUGAGAAAUAUUAUUCAAACGAGAAGUUUAUUAAAGAUGUUUUCUAUUAGUUUGAAUGUCCUAAAGGUUACUUUUAUCAUUCAGGAGUUAUUCCUCAUUUAAAAGUUAUGGUCGUAAAUGAUAAAGAAGAUUAGAUUUCGGAUGAUUCUCUUAUAUAUGUUGGAAGCCAUAAUUUUACUGGUGCAGCUUGGGGUCGAUAUGAAAAAAAUUAUUCGCAAAUUUAUUGUAUGAAUACUGAAUUAGGAGUCGUUUAUCCACCUAUUAAAGAUAGUAAAGAUAUUAAAUAAGAAAUAAUAAAUAGCUUAAGUUUUAGUAUAUAUCCUAAUAAAUAUGAAAAAACAACUGUACCUUAUACAAGAAACUUUUAAUGA
Molecule: messenger RNA, 1644 nt
Organism: Ichthyophthirius multifiliis
Lineage: Eukaryota; Ciliophora; Oligohymenophorea; Hymenostomatida
Product: tyrosyl-DNA phosphodiesterase family protein, putative
Exons: 4
Biological process (GO): double-strand break repair; single strand break repair
Cellular component (GO): nucleus
Molecular function (GO): 3'-tyrosyl-DNA phosphodiesterase activity; single-stranded DNA binding; double-stranded DNA binding
Source: RefSeq, a predicted model, not a curated record